AGAGCAGAGUGGGGGGCGGGGGGAUGGGUCAGGCCUUGGGGACCCGCCAGCCCCCCAAGGACCACAAAGGGCACCCGAAAACUGAAGCGCCAGAGGGGGCAAGUAAGAAGACAUUAUGUUGGAUAGCAGAAAGAGCUGUAGAGUUUGCAGAUAUCGAGUGUGGCCUUAAUAAGUAUGUUGACAACAUCAAUGUCAGCCAGGUGGCAUAUGUGUCUGGUGGCUGCCAUAUUGAGAAUGCAUUUCUGGAAGAUGAAGAGAACUAUGACACUAUAAGUUUAAUUAAAAGGUCCUAUUACUGCUGGAUUGUGCAAGAUAUUUAACCCUGUUUUCUUUGAGGUAUGACUUAAGUUCAAACAUCCUAAAUACAAACAGGGAAACAUUUUAGUUUUGAAAGUCAGAAUGCCAAGGAAAAGGAAAAAUCUUGGGGGAAAUCCUUUUCGGAAGACUUCAAACUCUAAGGAAGUUGUAUCCAGUGUUGCUAGUCAUGAGGAGGCAACCACUACUCUCCCUUCCAUGUGUGAGACAAAAAUUAAUCAGGAGGAACUCUUCACCAGUAUGUCAGAGAUGUUUUCUGAUCUGGAUCCUGAUGUAGUGUAUUUGAUGCUUUCUGAAUGUGAUUUCAAAGUUGAAAAUGCCAUGGAUUGUCUAUUAGAAUUAUCUGCCACUGAUGCCACGAUAGAAGAAUCUCCUUCAAAAAGCUGCAUUGCUUCUGGGAACCAAGUCAGUGCAGUGGGAAGUGAAAUAAUGGAAAAGUGCCCUCAAGAAGAGAUUGAAGAUUCAAAAAUGGAUUCAUUUUUGGACAUGCAGCUAACUGAAGAUUUGGAUUCCUUAAUACAGAAUGCUUUUGAGAAAUUGAACACUUCUGAUGACCAGGCAUAUUCAUUUUUGCCUUUGCAAGAUGUUAAUAGUUUUAGUGGCACAAAUGCAUUUAUAAAUUUGGAUUCAAGUAGUAUGACUUCCAUUCUUUCUACACAAAAUACAGAUUUGAGCAAUGAAAAUUUAGAGAAUUCUGCAUCUAUAUUAAAUUCAAACCCCUUAACUUCACAUUCAGCUUCUAAUGAGUCUGAAAGUUUUAUAAAGGAUAACACCUUGACAUUGGAAGAUUCUCUUCUCAGUAAUUCUCUAAAUGUAGCAAAUGAGACUACCGUGGACUGCAGUAAUUUUAGUCAUCCACAGAAAGACCUAUUAGAAUCUGAGGGUUUUGAGGUUCAGUUUUCUCAAGACCCUGUAGAUUUGGAUGCCAACAAACCUCAGGCACCUUUAAACCUCACUUUGCAAAAUCCAGCGCUUGGUUUACCAGGUAUAGCUGGGGAUCAGAAAUCUACUUCUGUUCCUGAUGUGUUUGUACCACCUGAAGAAUUUAGUUUCAAGCCACACAAACACGCUGACCUGGUACCAACGGGGAAGGAUGUGAAUUACUGCCCAGUACUUACCCCUCUCCCUCUGCUGCUGCCUCCUCCUCCACCACCUCCGCCAAUGUGGAAUCCAAUGAUUCCUACCUUUGACCUCUUUCAAGGAAACCAUGGCUUUGUAGCUCCUGUUGUAACCACAGCUGCACACUGGAGACCUGUCAACUAUACUUUUCCAUCACCAGUUAUUUCCCCAACAAAGGUUUGGAGGAAUAAAGAGGGAACAAGUGCUUAUCAAAUACAGGAAACUCCAGUUUCUCAGGUUGUAAGAAAGAAGACAUCUUAUGUUGGACUAGUUCUUGUUCUUCUCAGAGGGCUUCCAGGAUCAGGAAAAUCUUUUUUGGCAAGGACUUUGCAAGAGGAUAAUCCAAGUGGCAUCAUUCUUAGUACUGAUGAUUAUUUUUACAUAAAUGGACAAUAUCAGUUUGAUGUAAAAUACUUAGGAGAAGCACAUGAGUGGAACCAGAAUCGUGCCAAAGAGGCAUUUGAGAAGAAAGUAUCUCCUAUAAUAAUAGAUAAUACAAACUUACAGGCAUGGGAAAUGAAGCCAUAUGUUGCUUUGUCUCAAAAACAUAAAUAUAAAGUCCUUUUUCGGGAACCAGACACAUGGUGGAGGUUCAAACCAAAGGAACUUGCAAGGCGGAAUAUUCAUGGGGUAAGCAAAGAAAAAAUAACAAGAAUGUUGGAGCACUAUCAGCGUUUUGUUUCAGUGCCAAUAAUCAUGAGUUCUUCAGUUCCAGAGAAAACUGAGCGUAUUGAAUUGUGUGCAUAUUCUUCUGAAGACAGAAGUAUGAGCCCAAGAGACAAUGAAGAUAUUACCUCCGAGAAAGAAAAUGUUUUAUCCUCGUCUUUGAAGCACCUAGAGUUAAUUGAAGAGAAGAAACCUGAAGUGACUCAGGAAGCUGUGUUAUCUGAGAAUGUUAUAUACCUUCCAAAUGCAGAUUUAAACAAAGGAAGUAAAGAAAUAAGUGGUGUGAAUCCUGACAUUCAGAGUGCUUUCAUUCCGGAAGUUUCAGACAUGUAUUUUUCUGAUUCUGAAAGUAAAGUCCAAGUAACAGACAAAAGUGAAAAAGAGGAGCAAGUAGAAAUGACUUCCGAAAAAGAUUAUAGUAAAACCGACACAGGUGGUUUUGUAGAGAACUUGUCACCAAGCAUAUGCUGUGGUGAAAAUAACCUAGAAGACUGUGACCUUUCAAAUAUUGUAGCACUUCAAAAUGAAAAAUCUUCAUCUGGUAAAAUAUUGGAGGACCGAGUAAUGUUAAAGAAAAAAACCUUUGGAAAACAAAAAAGCAAAUCAACUUUGGAAAAGUUCCCAAGACAUGAGCUAUCAAGCUUUGUUGGUGACUGGCCAGUUGAUAAGAGUAUUGGUCAGAGGAUAAAAAGGAACCGAAAAACUGAAAAAGGUUCACCUGUGCAAAGUGACAAAAAGUAUAAUCGACCUCAGUCACGCAAAGUAUUAGAUAAUAGUCUGUCUGUGAAUUUAGAUCAUGUCCAGCAACAAGUAUCUCCACAUGAAAGUGUAGAGAAUGACAAGAAAUCACAGUGUGAUGAUACCUCAGAUUCUUUCAAUAGUAAAUAUGAUACUUAUAAAAAUACUGAAAAAACCUCAUUCAGCAUUGUGGGUGACUGGCCUUCACCUGAUUCUUUAGCUCAGAGAGAGCGCAGAUCAAGAAUGCCAAAAGCUGGUUUAAAUGAACCUGACCUAAAAUUUGGAACUAAUGACAGUAUGAAUGAAAUAUCCUUAUAUACAGCACAUGAGGCCUAUUGGGGCACAAGCACUGAAGAAAUGAAAACAUUGGGUGAGUCUGCUCUAGGAAGUUCUGAAAGACUUUCUAAUGAAAUGACCCAUGGCAAUAAGACUUACCCAGGUAAAACAGUUCAUGGGCAACACACAUUUUCUCUUACUUUAGUGAAUAAUGGGCCAACUAUUCCUGGAGUAGUAGGAUCACAAACUUUAGGUGAUUUUCCAGAAGGAAAGCCUAAAGAAAUCUCUGAACUAGAAGUAGGUAUGUGUACCCAGACUGAGCCACAGGAUUUUGCUCUUUUAUGGAAAAUAGAAAAGAAUAAAAUUAGUGCUUCAGAAUCUGUUAGAGUAUUAACAGGAAGAUUAGAUGGAUUUAAACCAAAAUCUUUAAAUAUUAACACAAAAUUACAUGCUCAAGAAACAAUUCCAUAUAGGGUAAUGUAUGAUAAAAGCACCUAUGUUGAAGAAAGUGAGCUUACCAGUGCUGAUGAAUCUGAAAAUCUUAACAUUCUUUGUAAACUGUUUGGAUCUUUUUCAUUAGAAGCCCUAAAAGACUUAUAUGAGAGGUGUAACAAAGAUAUUAUUUGGGCCACAAGCCUUUUAUUAGAUUCAGAAACUAAAUUAUGUGAAGAUAUAGAAGUUGAAAAUAACCAAAAACCAUCUGAUGAAGGACAAAUUGGACCAUUUUCUCUGGGAUUGAAUUUGAAGGAAGUUAUUAGCCAAAGAGGAAUCCUAGAGGAUUCUAAUUCUUCUAUGCUAGAAUUUAGCUAUGGCAUUGGUAUCAGUGAUACUAAUGUACAGUCUAUCUGUGAUUCAGAAAAGGGAAACACAGAACAGGCAGAAACAAGAGCUAUAACUAAUGAAAAAUCUGGAUUAAUAGCAAAUAUAUUUCCUAAUGUCACUAUAGAUCUAAAUACAAAUGAAGCACUUCCUAAUAGUCAAGCAGAACUUUCAGGUUUAUAUAACAUUGAGCAGCCUUUUCCAGGUACUUUUAAAGUUACCACUUCUCAAAACAUAAGUGAAAUGGAAAAGAAUCUGGAAGUCACAGAGGUUGGAGACAACAUACAUUCUUUGAGUUUGUCUGAUAUUUUAAAUUCUGUAUCAAGCGCUUCAGAUCUUGAAUUAAACAAAAAAAUUUGUUUUACUGACUCUUUUGAAAUAAAGAAAAAUGAAAAUCUUCCAAAGGAUUAUGUGAAACUUUCUAACACAGAAGAAUUUAUGAAUGAAGAGGAACAGGAUAUGGAAAAAAUUUUAAUGACCGGGAGUACUUUGUCAGCUGGAAUUAGUGAGGAAGAUAAAACUGAAAUGUUGAAUCCCACACCAGUGAUGGCCAAGUCUCUAACCAUAGACUGUCUAGAACUGGCAUUACCUCCUGAAUUGGCUUUUCAGCUUAAUGAAUUAUUUGGCCCUGUUGGUAUUGAUUCUGGUUCUCUAACAGUUGAAGAUUGUAUUGUACAUAUAGAUCUGAAUCUUGCUAAAGUAAUUCAUGAGAAAUGGAAAGAAUCUGUGAUGGAGCGACAAAGACAAGAAGAGGUAUCCUCUGGCAAGUUUAUACGAGAUCCUUUCCAGGUUGGGCAUAUUGGUCUUGAUAAUCCUGAACAAAAAUCAUCUCAGAAAACAGGCAAAAAAUUACUGAAGACUUUAGCAGCACCAGAAAUGCUGUCCUUAUCGGAUCAUUGGAAUACUCAAACUAAAAAAGUAUCACUCAGAGAAAUAAUGUCAGAAGAAAUUGCCUUACAGGAAAAGCAUGAUUUGAAAAGGGAACCGCUUAUGUUCGAAAAAGAUUGUGCCACUAAACUAAAAGAGAAGCAGCUUUUUAAGAUAUUUCCAGCCAUUAACCAAAAUUUUCUAGCAGACAUUUUCAAGGACCACAACUAUUCAUUAGAACACACAGUGCAGUUUCUAAACUGUGUUCUUGAAGGAGAUCCUGUAAAAACAGUUGUAGCACAAGAGUUUGUUCAUCAAAAUGAGAAUAUUGCUUCUCAUACGGCACAGAAAUCUAAGGAGAAAAAGACAAAGAAAUCAAAAGAGACUGAAGAUAUGCUAAAUGAGCCAUCUUUCCAGGAUUUUGAGUAUCCAGAGUAUGAUGACUAUAGGGCAGAGGCUUUCCUGCACCAACAGAAGAGGAUGGAAUGCUACAGCAAGGCAAAAGAAGCUUAUCGGAUGGGGAAAAAAAAUGUCGCUACAUUUUAUGCCCAGCAGGGUAGUCUCCAUGAGCAGAAGAUGAAAGAAGCCAAUCACCUUGCUGCUGUGGAGAUCUUUGAGAAAGUCAAUGCCUCCCUGCUGCCACAGAAUGUUUUAGACCUCCAUGGGUUGCAUGUGGAUGAGGCUAUAGAACAUUUGACGACAGUUUUACAGCAGAAAACUGAAGAAUGUAAGCAGAGUGGAGGUAAGCCCUAUCUUUCUGUGAUUACGGGAAGAGGAAACCACAGCCAGGGAGGAGUUGCUCGCAUCAAACCAGCCGUCAUUAAAUACCUCACAAGCCAUAGUUUCAGGUUCUCUGAAAUUAAACCAGGGUGCUUGAAAGUCAUGCUAAAGUAAAAUAAAUGUCCUUGACUUAGAAGUGUGAAGGUUUGUAGGUUAGAAUUAGUUUUAUUUGCAGUAAUUUAGUCAAUUUUACAGUAAAUGAGUUUUAUUAGAAAUAAUGUCAUUAUAAAACAGAAAAACAUGAUGAUGUUUUUCAAAAUGCAAGAAUUUAAUUUUUUACUAAAUUAAAUACCAAAUAUGUUGUCUGUUAAAAAUGUUAGAGGUUUUUAUUGAUUACAAAAUGUCUAAGAAAAUUAACAGCUGCAGUUUUUAAAGUUUGAAGUGCUCUGAUUCUCUCGGAGAGAAAAUGUUACCUUUGUAGUAAUUGUUUAACCUUUACUAAAAUUCUAAUGACUUCCAUGAAAGGUAUUUAACAUGCUAUGAGACCUGGUUAGUAACCUUCAAAGACUUGUGAAAAAAGAAGAAAUAGAAGGAGUAAUGUUAGUAAGGAGAUAAAACAAAAACUCUUGAAUGUGUUUUGAUUUCAAAACUAAAUACAUAAAAAUCAUUUUAUUAUAUCCUGCAGAAAGGAAAACAUAGUAUUGUACUUUUUUCUGUUUUGUAUAUGACCUUUUAUUCCUUUCUUUUGUGUGUUUGCAUUUUCUGGGAGGAAAGUUGGGAUCUGAGAUUAUAUUGCAGUUUUAUACCUUCUAUCGACUUAAAAGAUUUGAGAGAAGGAGAAAUGGUUAGGUAUCAACCAAGUGUUGCUGUUUUAUAGAACUGCUUCUAGAACUGUGUAUGUGGUAUUCAGGACAGUGUUAAAGAGCUAUAUUUUAUAUUUAAGGCAUGUAACUUCUAAACAGCAGUAAAUCAGAAUCCUGUUAACUUAAAUGUAGAAAACAUUUUUUAUAUAAUCAUAAAAGGAAUCCUUACAUCUUAAAAUUUUUUUACGUUUAUUUUUAAAAGUCAACUUUCUGAAGGGAAACUUUCAUUAACUUUUGUUUUUUUUUGUGAACUAAAAUGUCCUAUUAGUGUGUUAAUUAUAUUUUCACUUACACAGGUUUAAUGUUGUAAAGUAUAAUUUUCCAAUAUGAGGCAGUGGCUUAAAUAUAUUUGACUUUGGAAUGGAGAAUGUUUUCAGCAUAUAUAACUUUAGCAUACAAUUGUGUUGCUUUUUGAUAUGCUUAAAAAAAUCAUUUAGAUCAAAAAUGGUGGAAUUUGGGCUGUUGCUGAAAGAAUCCUGAAUUACUGAAUGAUUUCCCAAAAGAACAAACAUUACUUGAAAAUAAAAUUCAAAACCAUGUUUUUUUUAUAAAUCACAAAAGCAUGCUUUUAAUGAGGAGCUGUAUUAUUGAAUUUUAUUUCCACACACAUUGUUUUUUAUUUAGAAAUGGUUAGUCAUUGGCAUUGAAGUAUUGUUCACAUUCUUUUUUUGUAAUUGUUAAAAGAAAAAAGCCAACAGUUUGACAUGUUUUUGUAAUGCCUAGAAGAAUUGUAUAUAUUAAAAAUAAAAGUAAUUCUUUUAAAAAGUUAUUACAAAACUGUAAUUGUUAGUUAAUGAAGUAUUUCUAUAUAUAAAUCAAUCUGAUUUAAGAGAUCUGAAUAACAAUACUAAAACCUGGAGUUAUUAGAGUAUGUGCAGCUGCAUACUCACUCUUUGUGCUUUUGUAUUUCCUCACUCAGUUUAAAAAGAUCAUCUCUUUUUGACCACUUCAGCUAGACUUAUUUCAAUAUUAUAAUUAAUGUGAAGCAGUGAAAAAGAACAAAUGAGGUAUUUUGUGGGUAGAAGUCAAAUGUAAGAAGCUAUGCUUUUAUACUUUAUUAACUUUAAUUUUAUGUCUUAUUUUGGUAAAUCUAGUGAUAUUUCUUAAUCAUUAUUUAUAAAUACAUAGGCAAAUUUUGAGCAUCAUAAGUGUUUUAUGAAGUUGUUUAAUCCUAAACUGCCUCCCAUCCUACUAUCUGACAUAAUUUAAGUGACGCAUAAUUAUGAAAGAAAAUUUUAUAAUCUCUCCUUUCUUGUUAUGCCCAUUUCUAAAUCACAUAUGCCAAAUGUAAAGAUAGUUUGGGGAUUAUCAAAUUUUUCUCCUUGCUCAUGUCUAAAUAUUCUGUGUAUCAAAGCAAAGAGUGUAUGAAUUAUCUAAGUUUUCAUGUACUAGUGUAUUUGUGCCAACACAUGACUCUUUAGAGGGCUGUUCCCAAGAGUGUUAGUAUUUUAAAAGUACAACAUUUCUGUAUUUUGAAGGUUUUAGUAACAGUUUUAUCCUUUCAGUGGUCUCUUAACAAUAUCUACAAGGGGAAUAAAGAGAACUAAUGUGAAAUAGGACUGAGGGGAUUCUUAACAGUAUUUUAAAUCCAUUCACUUCCUUGAUUCAACAUGAGAAAUAGAAGUGGGUGGCCUUAUAUUUAUUGGCUGUUCAUAUCUCUGUUAUUUUUAAGUUGGUAUUUUUUAACUUAUCAGUGUUUUUAUACAUUUGCAAUUCUAUAGCCUUUAAAUAUAGGACAUAUAGUGGAAAUCCUAACAUUCUUUAAACUGUGUAUUCUAACAUCUUUUGAGAAGACAAGCUAAACAGUACUGUUGGAUUGUUUCCAGUCCUUUGUUUCAGUCUUUUUCUUUUUAAAUUCUUAUUUUUUGUAUGUUUAGAAAAAGGACACAUAUAAUAGUAAGACUGAAUUAUUUCUGAGCUGGAAAUUGGAAACCUUGAACUCAGGAAAUUGCUUUGACAAUGUUUUAACUGCUCUCAAUUAAAAAAAAAAUGACAAUGUAUAUAUAAAAAAGACAAAAAUGAUGUGUGCUGUUUUUUCCAAGUGCUUUUUCUAAGUGCUUUUCCAUUGUGCAAUGAGGUGAAGUUUGAUAAUUUUUCUGUGUGGUGGUUAAAUAUUGCUUAUUUUUGUUUACAUGGUAAAGAAGAAAACAUCUAAAUGUUUGUGUGGCCAGAAGUGCCAUUUAAAAGGUAAAAGUAAGUUUUGUAGAAUGUAUGUUAAUGGUGCUUAUUUUUAAAGUGUAAUUCAAGUUUACAGUAUUGCUUAAUGCCUCUUUACAGAAUUUAAUAGAGAAACAGGCUAGAAACACAUCUACAUUUUCAAGAGCCUUUUAUAACUUCACAUUAUAUGAUAACAAAUUAUAUUAUUUUCCUUAAAGUUGAGCGAUUGACUUUAAUGGUCCAAAUGAUGAACCUGUUAUUAACAAAUGAUUGAAUUAACCAUCAGACUUCUUGUUAAAAUACAAUAUUGCAGCUGUCUUAGAGAAUAUAUUAUAAAAAUGUCAGCCAGUAUACCAGAAACAAAAUGUUUUUAUUUGUACUAUAAAAAAAUGUAAUUUUGCUGUUAACUGUACUUUUUUAUUAAAAAUGUUUUAUAACUUUGCUUUUAAAAUUUCUUAUGAAACCAUUUGCAAAUUACAUACUUAAUUUAAUAAAAUACUUUAGCCACAGUCCAGUGUGAGGAAA
Molecule: messenger RNA, 9065 nt
Organism: Talpa occidentalis (Iberian mole)
Lineage: Eukaryota; Metazoa; Chordata; Mammalia; Eulipotyphla; Talpidae
Gene: N4BP2
Product: NEDD4 binding protein 2
Exons: 19
Coding region: 400-5694 (1764 amino acids)
Molecular function (GO): ubiquitin binding
Source: RefSeq, a predicted model, not a curated record